This is a messenger RNA of Neoarius graeffei (lesser salmon catfish), 3432 nucleotides long. RefSeq names its product phospholamban (gene pln1). Lineage: Eukaryota; Metazoa; Chordata; Actinopteri; Siluriformes; Ariidae. Gene Ontology annotation, biological process: negative regulation of ATPase-coupled calcium transmembrane transporter activity; negative regulation of heart rate; negative regulation of calcium ion import into sarcoplasmic reticulum. Gene Ontology annotation, molecular function: ATPase inhibitor activity. Gene Ontology annotation, cellular component: membrane; sarcoplasmic reticulum. The record is from RefSeq and is a predicted model, not a curated record. The transcript has 3 exons. Bases 318 to 488 code for a protein of 56 amino acids.
AUAAACUCUCAGACAUCCUGAACAAAACUCCCAGAGGCCAUUGUCAGCCGCUGGAGCAGUGUGAGAACUGGAGCGAGGACGUAAAACCCACCCGCGUAGGCUGGACCUCACUGCCACGGCCUCGCUUCCACAGGCUCAGCCCUGUGGACUCCACCAGCUCCUGGACCACCUCUGUCCUCACGAGCACAUCCACACCCCACCCUCCAUCUUAUUCUUCUUCACUCCUACACCUCUCUCUCUCUCUUUCUCUCUCUCUCUGUGUGUGUGUGUGUGCACACUUCACCUCCGGCACCUCACGUGUACAGUGCUAGCGUACCAUGGAGAAGGUGCAGCACAUGACCCGUGCGGCCAUCAGGAGGGCAUCCACCAUGGAGGUUCCACAGCAGGCCAAGCAGAACAUGCAGAACCUCUUCGUCAACUUCUGCCUCAUCCUCAUCUGCCUGCUGCUCAUCUACAUCAUCGUCUUGCUAAUCUCUUUCCACGUGUGAAGGAUGGACAGUGUGGCGUAACCUCGUCCUCUUCCUGGCACUGCACGCUGAGCACGUCCGUCCCCGAGCCGCACGGCACCUCACUGUGAGCUCGCGCUCUGCGAUCAUCCAGCUCUGACAUCUUCACCAUGGAUCUUGCCAAUAACCGAGGUCUCAACCUGCUGCUCAACUUCCUGCUCAUCGUCAUCGUGCUGCUGCUCAUGCUCAUUCUGGUCAAGCUCAUGUGACCUGAGCUGAGCUGCUCACCAAGCACUCAAGACUUAAUAUGGCCUGAACACAUUUACUACAGAUGGAGAGAUAUAGGGAUCUCUCCCUCGUUCAUUCUCUCUCUCUAGUUCUCCGUUUGAGCGUCUGUUCCACUUUAUAAAUCACAUUCUGAUGCAUCGCUUUAAGACCAAGUGCUCGUUAAGGCAACGUAGGAGGUCUUUUAUGUGGAAAAAGAUGAGAUGUGCGCUUCUUAACGACAAUCUAAAAUCAAAACUGACCUUUUCGCCAUGUUAGCUCACAUCUUUGAUUAGAUUGUGCUUGAAAAACGAUUCUAAAUUGUCCAUUAACGUGUAGCAGUAAAGAUUUCCCGCUUCUAAAUCACUUCAGACUUUUAGCUAUGUCACUGACCGUCAUGGACGGGAUAAAAAAAAAAAACAAACAGCCAGUCAGCAAAGAUGUGAGAUGUCUGCUUUUCAUAAGCCAGUCAAAGUCUCAGGGAUAAAACCAAAAAAAAAGUUGUUUUACCCGUUUCACUGAUUAAAGCCCUAUUCGGAUUGGAUUUGUUUUAUAUGUGGAGACGCACCACCAGUGCAUCUCUGGGAUUUUAGUCCGAAUCUGACAUGCCAGGAAAUUGUGUGUCUAGAAAUAAUUUGCUUUCCGUUGACGAGUAGAAAUGGCCCCAGGUAAAAAAAAAUAUACCACCUGAACUGACAUGUUGGUAAAGAUUCGGUUUUAUCCUGUGGCUGUGGAAAAAGAGAUUUUACAUUCUUCCUUCAGUAUGAAGACAAUCCAGGAAGCACGAUUGUUUCCCACAGAAACCACGACAGAACUGGAUUUAAAACAGAACAAAAACAUACAGAUGGUGUUUGAGAUACCUUUUCAGAGUAGUGACACUUUCAGGGGUUUUAGGAAAGUUUUUGAGUUCCACAAUAGGUAAAGCUGACACGCAUUAUGGUCAUGUGACCUCCUUUUGCAGCCAGCGGGGUCAAUACGAUCAGUUUGACCUAUGUAGUUGGGGUGUAAACCACAGACUUCGAUUCUUACCAGAAUUAUGUCUGAAAACCUUGUCCACCUGAAUCGCACUUACCACACGCAAGUGAUAAACACUGCUUCCUACAUGCUUCUGCCAUCUAGUGGUGAUGUUUAUACUGCAACGAGGAAAAACCUCAGACCAAGGUCUUUAAUUUCACUCCUCCACCCUUUUUCUACCUUCUCCAUAUAAACUGCACAGUGCAUUAUGGGAGAUCUGCAAGCCCUCGGCUACAUUCUUCAGUUCGGUCUGAUAAAACGUGCACUCCACAGUGAAAAGGAGUAGAGUAUGGACUUUUCUUCCCAUUCAGCUCACCAGGACUUCGGUGACAAACCUAAUUUUUACUCAUGGUCAUGAUGUGUACUGAAGGUUUCAUUUUUAAAGUGCCUGGACAUCAAACCAUCAGUGUUGUGAGAUUUUUAAUUGCGGCACUAGGGGUGGGUGAUAUGAUCCAAAAAAAAAAAACCCCAGGAAACCAAUAGUGUCACCUUACAACCAGGGCUUUGAACCAGAAUUUUUUUCCUAUUGGUUCGUUCCGAACAGAAACGGAAUUUUAACGUUUCCGAUUUUGGGUUCCACCAUUAAAUAGACGUUCCCGAACCGGUUAGAACAAAAAAAAUUUCGUUCCCGGAACGGUUAAUUACGUUCCCUGUCAGCUGUUUAACAAAUGGCAAUAAAAUUAUGUCUCUGUCUCAUCCAGCUUAAGCCAAAUGUAGGCUAAUUCUAUUACAACCUUCAUUAAAUAAGACAAGAAAUAAUUCAAAACAAUUAUUAUUUCAAAUGUUGGCGAUUUGGAUUCUCAGUAUGUCUUCCCAUCUACACAAACAGAAAAAGUGCCAAAAAUGAAAGAGAAUUCAUUUAGUGUGUUACCAAAGGCUAGUCAGGCCCUAUGCAUUGAUAGGCUAACAGAGGUUAACGUCAUUUAAUGUUCACGAGCCUCUCAUUAACGUGGACAAAUAUAUUGAUAUCGUGUUUGAAAUUGACAUUUUUGAAUAACGAUAGACUGCAAUAUUUACCUCUUAUUUAAGAUGUGGAGACGUGAUAGUAGUCCACCCUCCCGCUCUCUCCAUUCAGUCAGCGAACGUCACACAGGAAGCGAACCCCAGCGGGUCAUAGAAACUUGCGCAGGAGAAGAAUGACUUUAUUUGUAGGCUACGGAAACUUUGAGGAACGAAAUAAAAACCGGUAUUAACCGGUUACCAUUAUUUUUAAUAAGCGUUUCUGUUCCGGAACAUAAAAAAAUAAAGUUUCUGGUUUCGUUUCUGUUCCAUGUGAAAUAGAAAAAGUUCCCGGUUUUCGUUUUCGUUCCUUGAACCGGUUCAAAGCCCUGCUUACAACCGAGUUGUAUGAUGGCUAAAAUAAUAAAUAAUUUAAUACUGAAAAGAAGAUACAUACUGUGUAAAAAAAAAAAAACAUGUCUAUAGUACAACAUUCAGACAACAGAUCAACAGCUUCCAUUCAGUUUCAAAAUGAUAAAAAUAUUUAUAACCAUAUCUGAUAUACUGUGACAAUCAAACUACAAUAUCAAAAUUGUCAUAUCACCCAGCCUGUGUCACUACUGCUUUUUUUUUUUUUUAAUAGUUUGCAAAUCUAAAUAUCUUCAUUUAUUCUAUCCACGUUCACUGAUAUGAGCAAUCACAUGCUCUGACUGGCUGCUCUACUACUAAUCUAUCAGCUCAUAUACUGUGAGUAAAAAAAAAAAAAAAU